Molecule: messenger RNA, 1554 nt
Organism: Pseudozyma flocculosa PF-1
Lineage: Eukaryota; Fungi; Basidiomycota; Ustilaginomycetes; Ustilaginales; Ustilaginaceae
Exons: 1
Coding region: 1-1554 (517 amino acids)
Biological process (GO): glucan catabolic process
Molecular function (GO): hydrolase activity, hydrolyzing O-glycosyl compounds
Source: RefSeq, a predicted model, not a curated record
AUGAAGGCCGUUACCACCAUCGCCGCGGCGCUCGCCGCCACCCUGGCCCUGUCGUCGUCCACCACCCUCGUCUCGGCUGGUACGAGCGAGGCGCUCUCGUUCCCCCCGGGCCAGGGACGCGCCACGCGCGGCAUCCGCAGCGUCAUUACGGGCCAGAAGAUCCGCAACCACGCCCGCCGUCGCUCCCACGGCGGCAACGCCACCAGGGCGGUCGACGCCGACGACGUCGACAUCGACGAGGCCGACGAGGCCGCGUUUGAGAAGCGCGGCGCCCACGCCAAGACGUGCACCGCCAAGACUGGAAAGCACCACAAGGCCUACCGCGCCCACAGCGGCGGCGGCGACGACAGCUGGCAGCAGCAGUCGUCGUCCAAGAACGAGGAGCACCACAGCAAGAGCCAGUCGCACGAGGACAAGCAGUCGAGCAAGAGCGACAGCAACCAGUCCCACUCGUCGACGUCGUCCAAGGGCAAGGACGGCUCGUCGAAGGACUCGGAGUCGAACUCGUCGUUGUCGUCGUCCGAGUCGUCGUCGUCGUCCAAGGACUCCAAGUCCGAGUCGUCGUCGAGCAGCUCUUCGUCGUCGUCGUCGUCGUCGUCGCACAGCAAGAGCGCGUACAAGCUGGUCAAGUCGUACUCGGGCAACAACUUCUUUGACGACAUGUUUUUCUUUACGGGCAACGACCCGACCAACGGCAUGGUCGACUACGUGUCGCGCGACCAGGCCAACCAGCUCGGCCUGACGUGGCACGACAACGGCAAGGCCAACCUCAAGAUUGGCAACCCGCAGGGCGACCACGCCAAGUCGGUGCGCAUCUCGACCGAGGACAGCUUCACCACGGGCCUCUUUAUCCUCGACGCCGAGCACAUGCCCACCGGCUGCGGCGUCUGGCCCGCCUGGUGGUCCACCCCCGAGGACCCCGCCGGCGGCUGGCCCAACGGCGGCGAGAUCGACAUCAUCGAGGGCGUCCACGACUUUAGCCUCAACACCUACUCGAUCCACUCGACCAGCGGCUGCAACAUCCUCAAGCACGAGCUCGACAUGGUCGGCAAGCUCGCAGAGACCAGCGGCAUCGCCACCAACUGCGCCUCGCUCGAGACCGACAACAAGGGCUGCGGCGUCGCCUCAAACACCCGCGGCGACUUUGGCGUCGAGUACAACAAGAACAACGGCGGCGUCCACGCCCUCUUCUGGGACCAACACGAGGGAAUCAGCAUGUUCUUCUUCCCAAGAGGAAAGAUCCCCCAGGACAUCACCCAAGGAUCCCCCGACCCCAAGAAGUGGGGAAAGCCCCAGGCAAUGUGGCCCGCGACCGAUUGCGAUAUCGAACGCUACUUUUCGACCCAUGUGUCGGUAUUUAGUAACACUCUUUGUGGGACGUGGGCUGGCAGUGGCGCCGUAUGGUCGACGCCCAUGAAAGGCCAGGAAAAGUCCUGCGCGGCCAAGACCGGUUUCUCAAGCUGCUACGACUACAUCAAGAGCGGGCCGAAGCUGGAUGAAGCGUACUGGACGAUCAACUCUCUGAAGGUCUACCAGACGCGCCGACGCCAGUAG